Molecule: messenger RNA, 1079 nt
Organism: Williopsis jadinii
Lineage: Eukaryota; Fungi; Ascomycota; Saccharomycetes; Phaffomycetales; Wickerhamomycetaceae
Exons: 1
Coding region: 298-864 (188 amino acids)
Source: RefSeq, a predicted model, not a curated record
GAAAAAAAGCAGCAUGGCCGUCCCGUUAAAACUUCGAUUGUCUCCUUUAUAAAUUUAUCCGCUGGGCGGGACAAUUCAAGAUUCUAAGCAGGAGUUUUUCCCAACUUGUUGCACAGGUUACAAGGGGGUGACCCCAUACAUAAGACGUACGCCAUAGUGGCACAACAAAAUUUCGUUGGAACAGAGUGCGGUGAUCACAGCACCACGCACAUGCCUGGGGGAAGCGAGGGGACGAUAGGAAUGCUGACAAGACUUGCUAACGGGUUGUGAACCGCUUGCCAGGCAUUCGUGGGCUACAUGAAGUAUGGAGGAGGCACGUUGGUGCCACUUAGGUCAAUGGGUUCCCCUUAUCCUUCCAACAAAGCCAUGGUGUCAGCCACCCUUGGACAACGGCACCAGCCUAUUUUUUGUGCUGCCUGCAAUCUCGUGGUAUUUUCUUUACCUUCCUGUCUGUGCGCUCCGUCAAGUUCUUUCACUCCCAGGCUCAUGCACUCAAAUGCCGUCCGCCUAUGUACAAACGUAUCCCACACAAUUUUACAAUACCCCCCUAGUACACGCCCCUCUCACCCCAGGCUGGCGAACAGGCGCCCGCUGAAAAUUGGCGCCCACCGUACUCCUCUGUGCAGAGCCGCGCGGAACAGGUGGAGCGACACCUUCCAAAGGGAAGCAUCGCUUCCUGUGAGUAGCCGGGGGGACUAUUUCUCAGCCUGGAAAACGGAGAGCGCAGGAAAAUCCGUAAUUCGUGGGCUGGGGCCGAGUUGUCCUGUUAGGACGGGAACGGACAAUGUCACAAGUUUGGUCACGAUACAGCGUGUAUUUCUAUCAAUCCAACGUACAAUUGUAGAUAAUAACACCUGCUACUGAUUACGUCAACGAGCGGUCAUAUAACUGUUUUACGAGAGCGGGUUUCAGUAUUACCUCUUAGCAUGAAUUUGUUGUAUGUGCAUGGUUAGCGUCCCAGUUGCAAAACCAUCACCGGGUGGCACAUUUUGGGAGAGGACGUUUCCCUUUGUGUAUAGUUAAUGGGAUGUAGUUUUAGCUCCGAUUAAGCCUUUCCCCAUUAGACGCCUGGGAGAAAC